GGCUUUUAUCUUUUGACUGAAAGUCAACGCUGUUACCUAAUGCAGAUCAGAAGUACAAUUCCAUCUGUCAUUUAAGUUCUAAAACAUUUGGCACAGUCAAAACAGUCCAUUAAUACAUGCUUUAUAUUCUACUAUUUUCCUUUCGGGUCAUGUUUAAAGGGGAGUAACUGUGGUCUGACUCCACUCAGUAACUCGAUGUCGGUAGUCGACAACUACCUGGUCGAUAAUGGAAUCCAACCUCGAUUCAUCAUCACGGCUGCGGACAAACCGCACAGCCUUCGUCGACAACCGUCAUUUGAUUUCUGUUUAGAAACUGUUGAAAAACACAGUGAUAAGUGAGGGGUAGUCGAUGGUCACUCAAUAUGACAUGACGGCUCAGAGCCCCUCAGUGUAGCGGCAUGCUGAGCAAAUGGAAGAAACUAUUCCUCUUCCUGCUGGCCUCGACAUUCAUGUGGCUACUGGGAACAUCUUUCCUCCCAAGUACCAUCAACCUGGCAGCCAUCAACAGGAACUAUGCUGCUGACAGGAGCUACAUCACCGUCUUCCCUCACCGACACCUCAGAAACACAUCUCACAAGCUUAUUCUGCUAUGGACCAAAUAUUUUGGUAGUGAUAAUUGGAACUUUCGACAUGAUUUCCUACAAUCAUGUUCCAGUUCAACAUGUAAAGUGACGUCAGACCGGAGCAGCCUAGCAGAGAGUGAUGCAGUGUUGUUUAACUCCAGAGAUUUGGAUGCCUCCACAGUGUUUCCAAAAACACGGACACCGGAACAAGUGUGGGCCCUGCACAACUCGGAACCCCCUUACUAUAUAUAUACUGACUUAGCUUUAUUCAAUGGAGUUUUCAACUGGACUAGUUGGUUUAGGCAAGAUGCAGAUAUAUAUUCCCCGUAUGGCGAUUAUAAGGAGGUUGAUAAAGACAAAAAAAUUAAUUUGCCUAAUUUCCAUGCACAGAAAAGUAACCUGUCUCUAUGGGUUGCAAGCAGUUGUACGGACAGAGCACGGCGGUACAGACUUAUAAAUGAGAUACAGAAGUACAUGAAGAUAGACACGUAUGGUGCUUGUGGACGAAACAUUUGUCCUAAAAACUCUCCCAAAUGUCAUCAUAUCUUUAGAAAAUACAAAUUUUUGUUUGCACUUGAAAAUGGCCACUGCCGAGGCUAUGUAACAGAGAAAUUUUGGAACGCAUUUAGACAAGAUCAGAUCCCAGUGGUGUGGGGCGGCGCUGACUACGACAAGAUAGCACCACCCGGCUCCUACAUCAACAUGAAACACUUCUCCAGUCCACGGGCUGUGGCGAUGUACUUGCAGCACGUAGCCAACAACGCCAGCCUGUACAACAGCUACUUCCGGUGGAGGCGGAGGUAUGAGCUGACCCCGCACCAGGUGGUAGGUUGGUGCCACCUCUGUACGGCACUCCAUGACCGCCAGCGACCAGCACAGCUGUAUACAGACCUCCGCGGCUGGGUGGAUGCCGACACCUGUCACGGCUACUCUGUUUGGGGCAUGAUGACAGACUACAUAGCCCGCUUUGCCUUUCUCAUUGGCUUCUGAUCACUGACAACCCAGGUCACAUAUAGCAUCACUCUGUCAAGGGCCUGCUAUUUGAGCCUAGAAAGAUGGAAUCACAGAUACAACCAGCCCAGCACAGAUUGCUGUAGAGUGAGAGCCAAUCAUGUCCUGUCCUCACUUGGUCAGACUUCCUGGGGGACAUUCCGGAUACUGUCACUAACAGUUUAUCCGGACAAAUCCUUACUUUGUUGCCAAAAUCACUUUUUCGUUAAAUAAAUGUUAUAUUCUU
Messenger RNA from Haliotis rubra (blacklip abalone), 1800 nucleotides. RefSeq names its product alpha-(1,3)-fucosyltransferase C-like. Gene Ontology annotation, cellular component: membrane. Gene Ontology annotation, molecular function: alpha-(1->3)-fucosyltransferase activity. The transcript is spliced from 3 exons. The coding region runs from base 399 to 1553 and encodes 384 amino acids. NCBI's taxonomy places the organism in Eukaryota, Metazoa, Mollusca, Gastropoda, Lepetellida, Haliotidae. The record is from RefSeq and is a predicted model, not a curated record.